This is a messenger RNA of Labrus bergylta (ballan wrasse), 2410 nucleotides long. RefSeq names its product carbohydrate (N-acetylgalactosamine 4-0) sulfotransferase 14 (gene chst14). Gene Ontology annotation, cellular component: membrane. The record is from RefSeq and is a predicted model, not a curated record. Lineage: Eukaryota; Metazoa; Chordata; Actinopteri; Labriformes; Labridae. Gene Ontology annotation, molecular function: sulfotransferase activity. Gene Ontology annotation, biological process: carbohydrate biosynthetic process; dermatan sulfate proteoglycan metabolic process.
GCACACGCUGACUACAGUGGCUAGCUUGAUGUACUUUGAAAGUUAACUAUGGGUACGUGGUAGGUACCUUGUUGUUUGUUUCCCUACGUUAAUGAGUUUCAAACUUUAUAAAGAUAAUAGUUAAAGGCCAGCGGGACACUCAGGAUGCUUCCUCGCAGGCAGGAGGUCGGGAUAAAACGUCCCGGAGGAGGACGCAGCAGCUCGGUUAUAAAUUUCAGGACGACUGUGAGCUCGGGUUCGGUCCGCCGCAGCUCCGCCGUUUUACCGUCUCUGCUCACGUUCCUGGUGAUCGUGGCGUCCGGGGGCCUGCUGCUCAUGAUAGAGAAAGGACUGCUGAACGGUAUGGAGACGCCUCCACCGCGGGGGAGCAGCGGCCGGCGGCUGGAGCUCCUCCGGCGGGAGGACGGGAGGCACAGCCCGGCCGCUGAAGACGUGGACUCCCAGAUCAUCCAGGAGAUCAGAAACAGGACCAUCAGGACUGUGUGCAGCCAGAAGAACAUGCCGCACAACAUCUGGACCCUGAGCCCGCUGCAGAGGAAGACGCUGCUGCAGCACGUCUUAGUCAACGACAAGCACCGCUUCCUGUACUGCUACGUGCCCAAAGUGGCGUGCUCCAACUGGAAGCGGGUCCUGAAGGUCCUGAGCGGCGCUCUCGAGAGCGUGGACGUCAACGUCAAGAUGGACCACCGCAGCGACCUGCUGUUCCUGUCCGCUCUGAAACCCGAUGAGAUCCGCUACCGCCUGGAACACUACUUCAAGUUCAUGUUUGUGCGCGAGCCCAUGGAGCGGCUGCUGUCAGCGUACAGGAACAAGUUCGGAGAGAUCGAGUCGUACCAGAGGAAGUACGGUGUGGAGAUCGUAAAGCGGUACAGGAAAGGCCGCGCGAAGGACGCCUCUGUAACCGGAGACGACGUGACCUUCGCGGAGUUUGUCCGCUACCUGCUGGACGAGGACGUGGAGCGGAUGAACGAGCACUGGAUGCCCAUCUACAACCUGUGCCAACCCUGCGCCGUCUCCUACGACUUCAUCGGCUCCUACGAGCAGCUCCACAGCGACUCAGAGUUUGUGCUGCAGCGAAUCGGAGCGCCCCCCUCUGUCCACUUCCCAGAGAGACAGACGUGGUACAAACCGGUCACCACGGAGACGUUACACUACUACCUGUGCAGCUUGCCUCAGAAGUUGCUGAGGGAACUGCUACCCAAAUAUAUUUUAGACUUUUCCCUCUUCACGUAUCCUCUCCCCAACACGACCACUCAACACUGUCGCCAUUAAACAAUCCUUUAGAGAGCGCAGAUUAUUUUUUAUAGAGAAUCAUUGUACUAUUUUUUAUUCUUAGAGAACAAGCAGUGUUUUUAUAGCUGUUACAUAUUUUCACCUGAUGGUUUAAAUAUUAUUGGAAAAUGCUGAUUUUUUGAAAGUUUACUUAGAAACCACUAAAAGCUUGAGAUGAGCUGCGGACAACAGGAAACAAAAAGCAUGUCAAUCACAGGGAUGCACUGUCUGUUACUGAUCAAACAUGUGGAUCAGGACUGGUCGAUUUAAAUCUAUUUGUACUUCUGUGAGCUGAACGCCAUGAAACCCGGAGCUCACUGAGCGCUUAUUUUCAACAAGGAAGAUUCAACCUGCUGUCACAGAGAGAACUGUGUGUGACAUUUGAUUCACCGACAAGUUUUAACGCUGCUUGCAACAUCUUUGAUGAUUUGCUAAGCCAUAUUAAGGGGGAGUUCCAGUACUUUAAACCUAGGCCCAAUGGGGUCAAAAUGACUGACUGGUAGAAAUGUGUUGGUGUUUUAUGGGUAGAUUCCAGUAGGUCCAAAGUUGUUGUUUUUGUCAUCGACAGGCUCAUAGUUAUUUUAAGUGUCUGACAACAUUAGACAAAGGAUCCUUACAGUCAUUUCCUUUUUUGUUGAUGUUUUUUUAAAGCAUAAAAAGCUGCAGAGUCACUCAUCGCAAAGCCACUAGAUAAUAUCGUGUAAGGGUAUUUUUUUACCUCACAGAUCACAGGAGCUGCUCGUUUUCCAAGUUUAUUCAAGUUACUUUGUGACUUUGCUUUUUUUUAAUGUUUAGUUUGACCCACCUCAAUAUUCAAGUAGUACACAAACUAACAAAAACAAAAGACAAGCGACUCACACGUCCUGAUAUCAGCUGGUAGUCAAAGCACAGGUGCUGGUAUCGGGGACUGAAAUAGUCGUUCUGUGUGUCCCUCAUUUCAAAGUGUUCCUGUCAUGCACUGUUACAAUUAAUGCACCAGUUCAGUAUGCAUCCAUAGAGAUGGCAAUAGGGUUACAAGACCAAACUUUGUAUCAUGUUUGUUUUGUCGUCCACACGUUGGAGAAGGUUCAUGUCCGUUUCCUGUGAGGGGGUUUUUCAGCUUCUUCCACUUUGUAAUAAAAGCUUCAUUUUAGAGACA